CGGUGUGGAAAGGGCCCCUCCUUGGCAUGGGUCGGGGCCGCUCUGGCUCCUCCCGGGGGGUUCGAGCCCCACAAAUUGUCUUCAGUGGGCAAAGUCCGCCCCGCUGGAGCCCCCGUUAUCCCCUCAGGUCUGCACACUGCGCUCGUAACUGCAGCGUCUGAGCCGAGUGGGGGCUUGUUCGGGCAGAAGGGGCCAGUGCCUGCUGCACCCCGCGGGGAGAGCUGCCUGCCUUGGACAAACCGGGCGUGUUUCUGUGCCCUUGGGAGCAUCUUCAUGCGAGAAGCACCCCCGUCUCUGUUACCCCAUAAACUAGCCAGCCCUGCCACACCCCUGUACGUAGGGUGACCAGAUGUCCCGUUUUGAAAGGGACAGUCCCGUUUUGGGGGACUUUUUCUUAUAUAGGCGCCUAUUAACCCCCAUUUCCUGUCCCAUUUUUCACAGUUGCUAUCUGGUCACCCUACCUGUAUGCCCUGCCUGAGCCUUACCCAUGGGCCUUGCAGCAUGCCCCGCCCGCAGUCUAAAGCUUUGGGUUCUUUCAGUUCAAAGGGAGAGCUGCCCACGUUAGCUCAUAGGAGAUGUGGGGCAAGGGGAGUGUGAUGAACCCCAUUCUCUUAGGGUUUGGCAUCUAUCUGCUGGUGAUCCACCAACCAGGGGGAUAUAGGCAGCUUGUGACCACACCUGCCUUGUGAUCAGGCCGCACAAACUGCUUAGGCAGCCCAAUACUUAACUCCACAAAACAGCUGGGUGGGAGAGGAGGAUCAGCAGUUUUAUCAUCUUUACCACAGUGGUUAAACUUAGAGCACCCACCUGGGGUGCAUGUGGUAGACCCCAGGCUUCAGCACCUCCUCUGCAUGACAAGGAGACGUGAACAGGAAUCUGCCACCUCACAGGAGGAGGGCUGGAUCAAUAGCGCUCCUGAUAUAGAGGGAGUUAGGGCAGAAGCAAGAUUAUUGUGACGCCUUGUUAGGGAUGCAUAGCAAAGCUGUGAUGCAAGUUUAUCUAUGAAGCCCUGGGAAGAGGUCCAGAAAGAAUUUGGGGAGCCCACACACAAGGAUGUGAAGAGCUGAAUGGCCUUCAGACCUCAGAAGGGGAGUGGCAUUUGAUUCAUCAAAAGAAGGAAAACUGAGGCAUAGCAGCAUACUCACCCAGAGAGGUACAGCAAUCCUGUGACAGUCUCUUAUUGUCUAAUAUUAUAUAACUACAUUUGUAAAUGCUCAGAUUAUACCAACUAAAAACACUGGGAUCAGCCAUGUCACCUGAUAGCUAUGUUAUCAUGUCAGUUACAGCGGAUACUAUUUUUAAAAGAUCAAACAACAUAGUGCCCAAAGCAAUUCUUAUGACUAAAUUCCACCAUACGGAAUGGUAUUCUUUUUCAGGAGGAAGAUGCACACUUUGAUUUAAGUAUGUUCUUUCUUUAGGCCUUCUCAAUAUUCUGUUGAAUAAAUGCUGCUUGAAAAAUAAGUGAAUAGUGAUCCACUUUGCUUUCUGAUUUUUCUACUUAAGUUCCAGAUUCUGAUGUUAUCUGAGGUGAUUUUUUCCCCUUCUGUUCACCAAGCUUCAUCUCCCCCAGAUCAGAUUGCUGUACUCUGCUGAUCUCACAUCUUUCUCCCUGCUCCCACCCUUGAGUAAAAUAUAAGCCCAUGGCUGCAGUCCUGGCCUGUGUAAAUUUUAUUUAAGUUCAAAGACUUUUUAUUACCAUAUAGGAUUUUGAAACAAAGUAGAAUUCUAAAGCUUGCUUUAUUGAUAUGUAAAUACCAAAAAUGCUAUUCCAUCUUGCAGCUGGAUCAGGCUGGUCUCUGAGCUUUGGUAACAAACUGGAAGGCUUAGGCAUUGUCUGUGGAUGCGGUCUUUUCUGUAUGUAGGCAUGUGAGAACUGUGAAAAUUUUCCUUAACUUCUACCAUCUAGAACCUAACUGAAGCCCUGUGACAUUCGACUUACCCUACAGUGCAUAACCUUUAAUUGACAAGUUAUUCAAAUAGCAUUCGUUUUUUGUAAAUAAUAAUCAUACUUAUUGUAAGCGGUGGAUGAGUAAACCUCGUGCCUGGGCUGGUAAAUUUUCAUAACUUUGGAAGGAUGUUUUAUUGUGCUGGAAUUAAGUAAUAUAAUAUAUUAGCAGCUCUGACAUAUAUGAAGAUGUAGAUUAAAUUAACAAUGUCCUGCAAACAACAAUUUGGUGGUAGUCAUGCUAGUAGUCCAGGACAGUCAAUGACAAAGUAGAAAUCAAUAUCCCAUCAAAUUUCAAUACCAUUGAAAAUGAGACUUUGACUUGGUACUGCAUGGCAUUUUGAUUUUAAAAAAUCAGAAAGAUAUCAAAUGAACAUGACACAUUACUGUUACAUCAGUUAGCUAUUUUUAAAUCCAUUUUAUCAUAUGGUAAUUGUAAAUGAGGAAUCAUCAUUGAAUGGAUGUGUUCCUCUAGUGAAAUCCAGCAGGGGUUGGUUCUUGGCCCUAUGCUAUUUAAUAUUAAUAACCUGGAAAAAAACAAUCACUGAAACUUUGCAGAUGACACCGGAAUUGGGGGACUGAUAAUUAAUGAAGACAGGUCACUGACACAGAGAGAUCUGGAUCGCCUGGCAGCUGCCUUUCCAUCAAGCUGGAAGACAAGCAGUUUUGCGUGGACCAAGUAGUUCUUCUGACAUCACAAGCCAUGCAUCCAUCUGUCUAUCUUAGCUUUUGACCUUACUUGGACUGCUGUGGCCCCUGCCUGUGCAGAAUGGACCCUGUUGUUCUGAGUUAUGUGGACAGUUUGCUGAGGCAGUCGGAUGUUUCCUUGCUGGAUCCCCCCAGCUGGCUUAAUGACCACAUCAUUGGGUUUGCUUUUGAGUACUUUGCUAGUGACCAGUUCCAAGACUUUUCCGAACAAGUAUGCUUUGUCAGCCCUGAAGUGGCUCAGUUCAUCAAGUGUGCCACCAGCCAGGAGGAAGUAGCCAUGUUCCUGAAGCCGCUGGGCCUCCCGCACAAGGAGGUUGUGUUCCUGGCCAUCAAUGAUAACUCCAACCAGGCUGCUGGGGGCACCCAUUGGAGCCUCUUGGUUUACUUCCGGGACAAAAACUGCUUUGCCCAUUAUGACUCCCACAGUAAGAGCAACUCUGCCCAUGCCAAGCUGGUGGCAGGGAAGCUGGAGGCAUUUCUGGGAAAAAGAGGAGGCAAAGUGGCCUUCGUAGAGGAGAAGGCCCCUGCCCAGCAGAACAGCUAUGACUGCGGAAUGUAUGUGAUCUGUAACACAGAGGCUCUGUGUCAGGGAUACUUUAGGGGACAGCAGGAGCCAGUACUGCAGCUCCUCACUCCUUCUUAUAUCACACGGAAGAGGGCAGAAUGGAAAUCUCUCAUUGCCAAACUUGCACGCAAAUGACUUAAAUGUAAUUGUCCCUGCUUCCAACAACUACCUUUCCAGUCCUCUAGUCUCCACCCCCAGUGCCUGAGGGAGAUAUCUGUGUACAGAAUUUCUCCGCAGAAAGAAUGUAACCCCUCCAGCAUGGCUACACCCUGCACUAUCCCCAAUGAAAAGCCUUAGUCUGCUCUACAACCCACUAGCCUUCAGACUUAAGUACUGGUAACAUCACUUUUUGCAUUCAGCAGAACCUUCUGAAAGGCAGUUUUAUUACUUCAAGCACUUUUCUGGCUAUCUCAGACUAGGUUGGUGAAGAUUCCUCUCACCCCCACAGUAAGCAAUGUGCCCUCACUAUGUGAUUUUUAAUUUUCUAUGGACAUCGCUAGUCUAAAUCUAAUCCAGUUCAGUGAUGUCCAUCAUACAUACAUGUGUCCUUUUAAAAUUAGGCCGUCUCUGAUUUGUCCCUGCCUCUAAUUGUGGUUCCAAGUUAUAGGAUUUAGUAGUCUAGCUACACAACUCUGCCCAAAAAUUUGGUUUUGGGAUAUCUAUAUCUUGUGAUCUGAGAGUGCAAAAUCAAAAGUAAAGGCGAGGAUCAUUUAAAGGUGCCUCAAAAGGUAAGAAGAAAAGUGAUUUUUGCUCUCUUUUGCUGCUUUAAGGAUGUAUAACAAAGGCCUGAAUUUUUCUUGUUUUUUUUUUUAUUGGAAAUACACAUUUUUUGUAUCCUGGAUAAUUGAAUCUCUGGAAAGCUAGUAGAACAGUGACAAAACAAGUACUAAGAAAGUGAAACCUGGUUGAGAUGGAAAGUGUUUUAAACAGUGAAUAAAGGUUGUUUUCAUCAACACAUACUUAGUACAAAUAUCCUACAAAAAGUUGAGGGGGAAAAGCCUUCGAUUCCACACCUCUACCCCUCCAGUCAAGUUUUAGAACAAUUUGGAAUAUGCAUGAGACUGCCAACAACUUCUCUCGCAAAAUCCCCAAAAAACAGACUUUACAUUCCUGAUAUUUCUAAUGGAAAAAAUGAGAAUGAGAAAAGCCUUUGACCCUCUCAUACAUAAUAAAAAGCAGAACCAGGGAAGAGUGCAGUAUCUGAUUUUUAUUUUUUUUUAGAGGUGCUGAUAUCAAUGGAAGCUGCAGCUCUUCUGAAAAAUCAAGCUGUUAGUCCUUGGUAUACUUGUCUAUCAUACCAAAUAUAAAUGGCUAAUUCAAAAUAGAAAAGCUUUUGCUGCAGCACUGGAUUACAGCUGGGAUCCAAGAAAGUAGGGCCCAUUAUCAGAAGAAGGGGAUGUUGAUGGAAGAGUGAGCUGUCAGUGUAAAAUGAAGUAGUAUGAAUAUGUAACCGAGAGCCUCACUGGAGACAGUGAGCCAGUUCCUUAGCCUAUGUAAAACAGCAUAGCUCCAUUGAUUUCAACAGCGCAACCCUGAUUCAUACCAAAUGAGCAUCUGGCCCAAUGAAUUCUUCCAAAAUGCCCAGUCAAAUAAACAGAAGUGAUUGUGGGAUUGGGAGGAGGGGAGUUAAAGUUCAUUACAUUAUGAUCCUUAUUAGACUUUCCAAUGCUGACAGACUGGAGGGUUUGCCUCUGGCUCUCUGCUUUCUCUUUAUCUUCUUGAAUACAUGGGAAAAGUCAGUUCCGCUGACCUGUGUCUAAAAUCCCUGGAACUGUCUGACAAAAUAGGGUUGUUGAGUCACUUUAUGCUAAGUGCAUUGCCUAGCUGAACAGCAACAUUCUGUACUGCUUGGACAGCCUGCCAAAGUGGGUCAGAGACAGGACAGUGGGUUGGUCACUCUAAGGUACUGUAAUUUGCUUGUUUUUCUCCCCAUUCCCUAUUUGGUGGCCCUGCUGCUACCAAGAAGUAACUAACACACAGACACACAUCCUCACACAUUUGCCCUGCAGCACUGUUGUGCAGACACUUACUACUUCUAAUAUCUGUUCCAGAUUAGCUUUUCAGUCAAUACACAGAAAUACUUCUGUCUGUGGUGUGAUAUCAGCAUUAGGUCUCCCCCCAAAGAGAAUGCUUUUCCGUCUUUGAUAAUUACAGUAUAUGAUAGGAGGGGGAAAGAAAUCAAUCCACCUCCGAUUCUCUCCUCCCAAUCAGAUAUGUCACUUGGAGAAUCCCGUACCAAGAAUAAAGAAAGAUACCAAUUUAAAAAG
Molecule: messenger RNA, 5485 nt
Organism: Trachemys scripta elegans
Lineage: Eukaryota; Metazoa; Chordata; Testudines; Emydidae
Gene: SENP8
Product: SUMO peptidase family member, NEDD8 specific
Exons: 3
Coding region: 2715-3353 (212 amino acids)
Biological process (GO): proteolysis
Molecular function (GO): deNEDDylase activity; cysteine-type peptidase activity
Source: RefSeq, a predicted model, not a curated record